AUGGUUUACGCUCCGCGCAUCAGAAUCAAAGGCGCCAAGACGAACAAGCCGGUAGUGCGGCGCGAACUGCGGGACAGGGGGUCUUCCGGGAGCGUCAAGUCGGAGGGGAUUGUUGAUUGGGAGGAAAACGCGUCGCUAAACACCAAAAGAACGUUGCAGGACGAGGUGAACGGAUCGACCGCAGAUUGGGCCCUGGACAACGAGUCUGUGCCGCUGACGAGCGCCCUGACGGGACAGCCGCUGGAGGAGCCUCCGUCGCUCAAAAUCAAAAAGGAAGCGUUUGGAGCAAGACGCAGAGGAAGAGGAAAACCGAUGAAACGGUCGUCUACACCAGAACUUUCCGAACAGGACGACGACGAAUCGUUCGCAACAACUGAAUCAAACUAUAGAGCCAAGCUGAACACGCAGGAGUCGGAGGCGGUCACAAAAUUAAGCACCGAAAGAGACCACGACCAUCGUAAAUUGCGGCCCAUUCCAAAACAGUCCCGAGAACCAAUGCCGACGAAAAUCAAUGGACAGCCGAAGCAAGCGAGCAAAAAACGCGGGAAACCAGCAAAUAACGUCUCGUUGGUGUCCAAGAGAAUCAAGCAGUCGCCGCGGAAAAAGACCAGCGCAAUAGGGUUUGGUUUGCCGGCAAAGCCAGAGCCCGUUCCCGCAGAAACUGACAGCACCGAAGAUCCAACGGUGAACAACUAUGAUUUUUGCUCCUCGUGCGGACUUACGGGAUUAUUUUUGUGCUGCGAAGGAUGUCCGCGCUCGUUCCAUUUCCAGUGUCUCGAUCCUCCCGCAGAGGAGGCCGAUCUGCCCGAUCAUUGGUUCUGCAAAGAGUGCAUGGCCUCGCGACAGAAACCCAAAAAGCACCACAUUGGGAUUUUUUCAGCGCUGUUGGACGAUCUGCAGACUCACAACCCGCUAGCCUUCCGACUUCCGCGCGAGGUUGCCGAGGCGUUCGAAGGAGUCACCAUGAACAAGGACGGCGAUUUCGAAGACGACAGCAUGAAACCUUUCAAAUCAUAUAGCCAGUUGCUUGCAGAGUCGCAAGAUCCGUUGACGAACGUUUAUGACAAGGAAGGGAACCCGCUGUUCUGCUAUAAGUGCGCCAAAUCCGGACUCAACGACCGCCUGUUGACACGAUGCGACUAUUGUUCGUUGGCAUGGCAUCUUGAUUGUCUGGACCCGCCUCUCACGUCGGUGAAGAUGCUGGGCUCCAAAUGGAUGUGUCCGAAUCACGUCGAAACGGUCAACAAGAGCAGACGCAAGCUCAGACAUCAGCCAAAGGUCCAGGUUGCUCUCACACGCAAUUUCAAAGCUCCAAAGGAUUCUAAUAUUGAGAUUAUAAAUGUGGAAGAUUAUGACGUGGACGAAUUUGACCUUGAAGACAGAUUCCCGGUGGACCCAAUAUUCCAGUUUCGAAGCACGCCCGAUGGAACGGCGUAUAGACUCAAUAAGGAGACGGUUAAGAACACCAAGGCCGAGGAGACUGAAAACGUCACCUACCAGAUUAAAGAGGAGGCAAUCAUCCUGGACUUUAUUCGUGGAACCAAAUCGAAACAGGAGGUUCAGCAACGGAAGCAGGACUCGGAAAAUCUCAAGAUCUAUCAGCAAGUGCCUCCCGAUCUUAAAGAUUACCUUGUUGGUGUGUCCAGAUUGAGCGAGCGAUCGAUCAUCACCAAUAAACAGAAAAAGUUGAACCUUGACCAAUUACUCAAACAAAUCGAUGAUGAGUAUAGAAUCGAAAACGAGGAAUUGUCGACACAGGAACUUCACGACUUGAUGAUUGUUAAGAAACUAAUGGAACUCAAAGGGCACGAGAAAUUACUCGAGUUUUUGCAAUCAUAG
Ogataea philodendri is the source of this 1839-nucleotide messenger RNA. RefSeq lists its product as uncharacterized. Gene Ontology annotation, biological process: regulation of transcription by RNA polymerase II. Lineage: Eukaryota; Fungi; Ascomycota; Pichiomycetes; Pichiales; Pichiaceae. The coding region runs from base 1 to 1839 and encodes 612 amino acids. Gene Ontology annotation, cellular component: Rpd3S complex. The record is from RefSeq and is a predicted model, not a curated record. The transcript has a single exon.